Molecule: messenger RNA, 2704 nt
Organism: Asparagus officinalis (garden asparagus)
Lineage: Eukaryota; Viridiplantae; Streptophyta; Magnoliopsida; Asparagales; Asparagaceae
Product: extra-large guanine nucleotide-binding protein 1-like
Exons: 8
Coding region: 121-2514 (797 amino acids)
Biological process (GO): adenylate cyclase-modulating G protein-coupled receptor signaling pathway
Cellular component (GO): heterotrimeric G-protein complex
Molecular function (GO): GTPase activity; G-protein beta/gamma-subunit complex binding; guanyl nucleotide binding
Source: RefSeq, a predicted model, not a curated record
UCGGGUCAAGACUCAAGAGUCAAGAGUCUUCACUUCCUGCCUCCAUUUCUAGGGCUCAGAAAUGCCCCCAAAAUGGCGAAAUUUCCAGAUUUCUCCAAUUUCUAGGGUUCCGCUCUCUCAAUGGAGACGAUAAUGGCGAUUACCGCCAACUCCGAGUACUCCUUCGCCAUUGAAUACAGCGGACCGCUUUUCUCCUUCGAUAUCCCUAAAGCAAGCCCCAUUGAGAUUGAUAAAAUCCCUGUCGCCUCUGUCGCCACGUCAGCACCCGCCCUCGACUCUCUCCCCGUUGUCCAACCUUUGCCCUUGAAGAAACGCCUGCCCGAUCAAGAACAGGAUCAAAAUCUCAACUUCAAUUUCUCCAGCGAGCUCAAGGUCACCGAUUCUUCCUUCACCUCCGACUUAGACGAAGACGAAGACUUAGAGUCCUCCCCCUCCGUUGAUGAUGGUGACGUGGAGGAGAACCGGACAGCGGUCGUCGCAUUUGGUGAAGCCUCAUCAUCCUCUGCUGAAGAUACAACGAAGAGAUCGAAGAAAGGACGCUGCUCUCGUUGUUUGAAAGGGAACUGGUUCACUGAGAAAGAGGCUUGCUUGGUUUGCGAUGCGAGGUAUUGUAUUAAAUGUGUCAUGAGAGCGAUGGGAUCGAUGCCUGAGGGGAGGAAGUGCAUUGCUUGUAUUGGGAGCCCGAUCGAGGAUUCGAAUAGAGAGAAAUUGGGGAAGAGCUCGCGAAUGCUGAAGAGGCUGUUUAGUUCGUUGGAGGUUGAGCAGGCGAUGAAGGCAGAGAAGUAUUGUGGAACUAAUCAGUUAAGGGCUGAGGAUGUUUUUGUGAAUCGGCAGCAGUUGACACAGGAGGAGAUGGUUUUGCUGCAGAGUUGCGCUUGUCCACUGCUGAGGUUGAAGCCUGGGUAUUAUUGGUAUGAUAAGAUGUCAGGAUAUUGGGGGAAGGAAGGUCACAAACCUGACAAGAUCAUUACUGCAAAUCUCAACGUGGGAGGCAAUCUCAUGCAAAAUGCAAGCAAUGGGAAUACUGGGAUCAUUAUAAAUAAUCGCGAGAUAACAAAAGAUGAGUUGAAGAUGCUUAAGUGGGCAGGAGUUCCAUGUGCCGGAACUCCUCACUUUUGGGUAGAUCCUGAUGGAUCGUAUCGGGAGGAGGGACAGAAUGAUAUAAAGGGGAAGCUGUGGAUCAAGGCUAGCACAAGACUUCUAUGCUCAAUUCUAUCAUUGCCUGUUCCUGGUAAGGGUGCAAAUCGUGCUGGGGAAGAAGUAAAUAACAUGCUUAGUGCAGCAUUUCCUAACUUUUUUGAGCACAAAACGCUUCAGAAGUUCUUCUUGGUUGGUUCUGAUGGGUCAGGGACAAGUACUAUAUUUAAACAGGCAAAGUUUUUGUAUGAACCUAUGCCUUUCUCAGAGGACGAGCGCCGAAGUAUUAAACAGUUGAUUCAAAGCAGCAUAUAUAGCUAUCUUGGUAUACUGCUCGAGGGGCGUGAGCGGUUUGAAGAAGAGAGUCUGGCUGCGAAAAGGAAUUCAUGUGUUUCUCGCAAGACAGGUAGCGAUGUCUCUGAGGAAUGUGAUGGCGUGACUGUGUACUCCAUCAGCCCACGACUUAAGGCAUUCUCUGAUUGGCUUCUCAAAGUUAUGGCAGCUGGCAAUCUAGAAGCUAUUUUUCCUGCUGCUACUCGUGAAUAUGCACCUACUGUUGAGGAAUUAUGGAAGGAUGCUGCUGUUCAAGCUACAUAUAGCCGAAGAAGAGAACUGGAGUCACUCCCUAAUGCUGCUAGUUAUUUUUUACAGAAGGUUGUUGAUAUAUCCAGAGUGGAAUAUGAACCUUCAGAUCAGGAUAUUCUCUAUGCUGAUGGAAUAACUCCAGCUAAUGCACUAACAUGUACAGAGUUCACUUUCCCACAGACAGCUUCCGAAGGAAGUGGCGAUGAUGCUGAUCAGCAGGAUACCCUAGUAAGGUAUCAACUCAUUAGACUUCCUUCAAAGGGCUUAGGAGAGAACUGUAAAUGGUUAGAUAUGUUUGAAGAUGUUCGCAUAGUAAUAUUCUGUGUGUCCUUAAGCGACUAUGAUGAGUACUACGAAGAUGCAUUUGGAGUCCCAAUCAAUAAAAUGAUGGGGAGCAAGAAACUCUUUGAGAACAUCAUAGCUAAUCAAUCCUUCGAAGAUAUGGAAUUUCUUUUAGUACUCAACAAAUUCGAUCUCCUUGAGGAAAAAAUCAAGUCAUCUCCUUUGACCGUAUGUGAUUGGUUUGAUGAUUUCCAUCCUAUUUCUAGCAGAAACCCUAAUGGUGAUUCCUCAGAGGCUGAAAAGGCAUUUUACUAUAUUUCAUUCAAAUUCAAGAAGCUCUUUGCUUGUCUUUCUAGAAGAAAACUGUAUGUUACUUCAACAAAAGGAUUGGAAAAAGAGUCAGUUGAUUCUAUGCUUCGGUAUGCAAGGGAGAUUCUGAAGUGGGAAGAAGUGAGGCGGCCAUUGAAUAAUCACUUCUCAAACUUUGAGACAACCACGACCUGUCCUUAAUGUUUGUAGAAGGAAAAGAUAUAGAGUUGAGGUCUGUAUAUAGAUGGGUUAUCAUUGUCAUGUAUGUCCUGUUUUGUCAUGUUACGUACGUGAAAUUUGUUGUAAUAUCGAGAGAAUUAUGUAUGUCAUGUGUGUAAAUAUAUGGAAAAUGUCGACGGCAUUCUUUUGGAAAUGAAUGGCUUAUAAUUGA